AUGAAGAAAGCAAACUGGAGUAGAAAAAAAUUUCUGCUUGUGGCAGGGCUGUCACUUAUAGGUUUCCAUUUUGGAAGCAUGCUUGUAAACUUUGCUGCAAAAAAAUCUGUUCAAUCACAUUCGGAAGCUAAAAAAAACUAGUCAUCAAUGAAACCGCCUAAUGCUGUCAUUAUGUAUGAACUUCACAAUAAGAUUUAAGCUUCAUUCAAAGAGAUCAUGAACAGUCACAGGAAUGCUGUUAUGGUACUGUAUGUACUGUUUCAUAUUUGAAGUACUAACUCUUGGCUGCAAAGAAUGAAAGUGUACUGCUUUAAAUUUUAAAAGUGCUAUGAAUUAUAGAUCCAAGUAAAAAUUAAAUCUGUUUUGUUGUCCAGAGUUAAAAUCUUACUUCAAAAAUGUCUCGUCUUGAAGCUAAAAAGCCUCUGUUAUUUAUUAGUGAACCUUUAAAUAAAGAUACAGUUAGUCAGUCA
Messenger RNA from Falco peregrinus (peregrine falcon), 470 nucleotides. RefSeq lists its product as uncharacterized. Lineage: Eukaryota; Metazoa; Chordata; Aves; Falconiformes; Falconidae. Bases 1 to 141 code for a protein of 46 amino acids. The record is from RefSeq and is a predicted model, not a curated record. The transcript has a single exon.